This is a messenger RNA of Seriola dumerili (greater amberjack), 2589 nucleotides long. It is a transcript of the gene ccdc69, whose product is annotated as coiled-coil domain containing 69. Gene Ontology annotation, molecular function: microtubule binding. Lineage: Eukaryota; Metazoa; Chordata; Actinopteri; Carangiformes; Carangidae. Bases 138 to 1052 code for a protein of 304 amino acids. Gene Ontology annotation, cellular component: nucleus; cytoplasm. The record is from RefSeq and is a predicted model, not a curated record. The transcript has 9 exons.
GGUGCGUUCACAGGAGUUUUUUCCGGAGUGUUUGAAAGUUGUCAACAGAGGGAAGAAGAAGAAGAAGAAGAAGGAGAAGAAGACGAGCGGAGAAUCUGAGCCGCUUCACACCGACAGCAGAGCUCGGAGGGGGAGGAAUGGGCUGCAGCCACAGCAAGAAGAAAAGCAAAGGCAAGAAGGGAGAGAAGACUCAGAAAGACAAGAGCCGCCGAGAUGAAGGAGGUAAACGAACGUCAGGUGAGCAGGACGUGUGUCUGGAGAAGCAGCUGGAGCGCUUCGAGUGGCAGCUGAGGACUUUGAAGGAAGUGCUCUCGGCCAAUGGGAACCCAGAGAGGGCGGAGCUUCUCAAAGACCACGCCGACGAAGAUGUGUGCGCCCUCGUCCUCAGCAUCCUGGACAAGGUGAAAACGGAGACGACGGCCGAUUUAAACGUCCUGCACGAACAGAAAAGUAAAAGUGCGACUGAGGAACACGAGAGACACGUGGACGAGCUGCAGAAAACCCACGAAGAAGACAAAAAUCAGCUGACGGAGACGUUCCGCGCAGCUGAGAACGUCCUCACGGCUGAAGUGGAUCAGCUGACGUCGGAGCUGCAGGUUUACAACGAGCUGAAGAAGAGAGUCCAGGAGUCCACGUUCAAGAAAGACCUACAGAGAAACAUCCAGGCCCACGGCAGCCCAGGUGCAUUCUGGGAGUCGGAGCAGGAGUCUCUGCUGUUCGUCAUCGAGAUGAAGAGUGAGCGUGUGCAGGACCAGAGCAGGAAGCUGCAGCAGAUGGACGAUCUGGUGGAGAAGAACUUGUCUUUGGAGGAUCAGAUAAUCCACAUCCUGCAGCAGAACGAGGAUCUGAGAGUCCGGAUCGACAACUGCCAGACCCUGAUUCAGCAACUGUCGAAGGAGCAGCAGGACCUGAAGGUGGCGCUGGAGAGGCAGGCGACGGUGAACCAGAAGCUUUCUCAGGAAAAAGAGCAGCUGAUGUUCAAACUGAGACACAGAGACUCGUGUCCGACCAUCCACCUGCCCCCCAUGGUGCAGGAGAUCGCGCCCAGAUGACUCUGGAUCCUCAGAGUCCUCCAUGUAGAUAGACACCAGACUCUGUGUUGGACUGUAAUUAUACUCAAGGUAACCUGCAGUGACCCGGUUUACUCUGCUGCUCUGGGUCCAGGUUUAAAGACUCUAAUUGAUUAUUGUAACAUGAUCCUGGACCCACCACAGUCCCUGAGGUUUCACUGCAGCAGCUGGAUCCUCUGUGUGUGUGUGUGUGUGUGUGUGUGUCUGUGUGUGUGUGUGUGUGUGUGUGUGUAUGUGUGUGUGCGCACUGUAUCGAGCCAGACAACAGUUUCGACCUCAGAUCAUCCGCUCUGCUGAUCUGAUGUCCGUUCAUCCGGGUUUUCGUUUUCAUUCUUUUACUGACAGAUUAUUGAUGACGGUUGAACCGGUUUGAACUGGUCCAACGUCCAGACCUGACUUCAGCUGUCGUUUAGCAGACAGGCUAGCUGAUGCCUUCGCGUCUGUUUUCAACUCGACCACAUCAGGACUAUAAAACUGGAUGUUGUGACUCAGCUGAUACGAGACCUUCCUCUGGUUCUCUGUUCCCUCGUCGGUUAGCACUGCAGCGUUCACAUUUCACAGAAGUCCAGCUCUUCAUGAACAAACUCACUACUUGUUUUAUAAAAUGUUGGCGUGACUGGGGCGUCGCACUGUAUAGUUCUAUGAUCCACCUGUCCGCCAAAGUGCCUGAGACCACAAUCAGACAUAAUGACGUCCAGCUGGAUCUUCUGAGCCGGUGUUGAAAGAAACCUUUUCUGUUUCUGCAGCCAACGUGGUUUACCUCCAAAUGCUGAUGUUUCAAACUCUUCCAGUCCUCGUACCAGGCUGACUCCACAUCCCUGUGGUUCAUGAGGAGGAUGCCAGACUACUGUAUUUUCCCAGGGAACAUCAGUUUGAAAAGCUUGUCUUGCCGUCUUUCACUGUCGGACACUGAGCAUCUUCUCCUGGGCUCUGAGGACGAGUUCCUUCCUGAGCAGUAUCAGGAUGGUAUUUGAGAAGCUGUUACUGAUCCAGUUUUCCCAUAACUGAGUUUAGAGUUUACGUGUCACUUCAGGCUGUUGAUGGUUCAAACCAAUCCAGUCACAAAGUGAAGAAAUUUAAGAAAGAACUACUUGAUGUUGGAGGCACCAGACACUGAAAGCUUCAAAUGUUCCCCAACGACUGCAAUCAUUAGAUCCGUAAAGGUCUGUGGGGUUCCUUCAGACCCUGUUAGUUUUUAAUUAGUGCUGAUUGGAGGUUGGCGUAAGAAGGACUGCAAGGAGCCAAUGAGCAUCUAAGAGAUCCUCCACAGACCUCAGGUGGUUUUAGAGGACCUCUACCCUCUGAUUGAAAACUAGGACCUUUAAAAGGUUCUUCUUGCUCAAGCGUAGAUUCAGUCGGUUACACCAGGACGUUCUGAACCUGUCAACAAACCAAUCAGAGCCGAAACAAACCCACGUAGACUGUGACUUUUCUCAUCCUAUUCCAACCUGAAGCCAAAUGUUUGACUCUUUUUCUGCGCAUGUGCCUUGUAAACGUCACUGCUCUGUUCACUGAGGCU